This is a messenger RNA of Asparagus officinalis (garden asparagus), 2015 nucleotides long. Its product is annotated as splicing factor 3B subunit 1-like. The record is from RefSeq and is a predicted model, not a curated record. Gene Ontology annotation, molecular function: mRNA binding. Bases 466 to 1860 code for a protein of 464 amino acids. Gene Ontology annotation, biological process: spliceosomal complex assembly. NCBI's taxonomy places the organism in Eukaryota, Viridiplantae, Streptophyta, Magnoliopsida, Asparagales, Asparagaceae. The transcript has 7 exons. Gene Ontology annotation, cellular component: U12-type spliceosomal complex; U2 snRNP; catalytic step 2 spliceosome.
AAAUUUUAGAAAACCAACCAAACAGCCCCCUUAAGGCCCCCAAAUCCAGUACCCCAAUUCCAUCCAUCGAUCGAUCUAGGGUUUCCUUUUGGUCCUUGUAGCUGUUCUCUCCGCCCGAUUCUUCUUCUCUAUUUCGCUCUUUUGUCCGCCGAGGAGAAGAAGGGUUCGGAUCCCUGCUCCCUGCUCAAAUUCGACUAAUUUAUUAUUGACUGUUCUUCGAAUCUGCAUAAAAGGGCCGGUUAGGGCAGAGAGAAAUUGAGGGAGGAGGCGAGUUAAGGAGUCGCCAAAGGAUCCAGGUAAUGAAACUUUCCCGGCGUUCGUUUACAAGGUGAAAGAAAACUUUGAUCUUGAAGACGGUGAUGAUGAGUUGUGAUGGAUUUAGCGUCGCCGUUCUGAAGAAAAAAGUUAGAGCUCUGGCGACCCCCAGUAUCAAUUUGCGUUUCCCGGAGGUCAGAAAAUAAUACCAUGGAGUGCGAGGAGAUGAAGAACAAAGGGAAUGCGUCUCAUAAACGACCAAUUGUUGUCAAUGAAAGUGUAGGAAGUGAUGAUGAGUUGUCGUCCGAGAAGAAAUUGAAGACCAAUUCUCGAGAACUUGUCAAGAAUCUACUCUCAAGAGUGAUGAACGAUUCCUCUCAUCAAAAGUCAGUAUUUUUUAUUAACUUCACCCGAAGUAUUCAUGAUAUGGGCAUUGAGCCCAUCAAUGUACUUGACUGCACUCUCUCAUGGAUGCUAACAGAGCGCAAAUCACUCAAAGAUGAAGAGGCCGGCUUCCUACUGAAAGUCAUGAACAAGGUAUUGCCCAGUUGCGAUGAGGACAAAGUUCGACCUUUGGUUUCUCGAAUUAUAUUAGUUGCCCAACCUUUUGUUGAAGAUGCCUCCUCUCAUUGUUGCAUCAAGGCGAGCGAGAUCAUCUACACUCUCAGCAAAAUCACGGGUCUGGAUGAAAUUGCUGUGCUGAUUCGUCUUCAGAUGAAUGACAGUAGUGAUUACGUAAGGGAUGUGGCGGUCAAAGUUAUGGGGAUCGUAGCAUCUGCACUCGGAAUUCAUGUUGUUUUCCCGUUCAUCGAAAGUUGUUGUCGAAGAAUUGAGCCAUUGCGAGUCCGUUGUGCUGCUAUAAGAAUGGUGGAGCAGUUUGCUGUGAGGAUCGGAUGCACGUUGCUGCCACAUCUUUCGCCUCUAAUUGAACUUAUGGAGUUCGGUCUCCUUCACAAGGAUUUAGAAAUCAUGCGAAUCACAGCUUUAUCUCUCGCUGCUCUUGCUAAAGCGGUGGCACCCUAUGGAUAUGAGCACUUUAAACCGAUAUUGCAUCGACUCUUCGAUUUCUUCAGCAGAGAUGGAGUUGGUUUUAUUCAUCGAAGAGGGAAAGUGUUGGGAGCGCUGGUGAAGCUAUUCACUUUCAUUAUUCAACUUCUAACGUAUCCAUAUCCCAGCGACAUCAAUUGGAACGUAGCGAACGGGGUAUUGCUCGUGUCGAGACUUUCGGUAGACGACGAGGAGAUGAAGGAGAUUGGAUUGGAAGCCAUCAAAAGCCUAGCUGAGAUCAAGGACGUUCUGUUACAGGGUUUUCUAAUGGGCGGGCCUAGAUGUUUCGUGCGAAUUAUGUGGACGAGAACGAUGAUGAGAAGGGACAAGUACGUGUUGUUGGCCGAUGCAACCGUUGCUUUGGCCAAUAAGUUGGGAGUUGCGUAUCUCAAGAGAUCAAUAUCUAAAGAACUCGAUGAUUAUAGUGAAGAUUACAGGCAGAUGGUGUUGAAAAUAAUUGAAAAGUUGUUGGCGUGUCCUGAUAAUUCAUCGGAUCGUUUUGCUCAGUUGGAAGACGCCUUUCAGGAUAUCGCCUACUUGUUUUGUUCUUCGUUUUAGAUUAUAUUGACGCAACCAACAAUUUUUUGCUUUUGAGAUAUCCUUUUUUUCUUUUUUUCUUUUUGAGAUAUGUGGAUCUCCAGUAUGUUUUUUUAGUGUCGAAACUGUUUCUAUUGAAAAGCAACAAUAAAUGAUAUUAAAAAUAUAUUGUACGA